Stegastes partitus (bicolor damselfish) is the source of this 2753-nucleotide messenger RNA. It is a transcript of the gene dlb, whose product is annotated as deltaB. NCBI's taxonomy places the organism in Eukaryota, Metazoa, Chordata, Actinopteri, Pomacentridae. Gene Ontology annotation, cellular component: membrane. Bases 24 to 1925 code for a protein of 633 amino acids. Gene Ontology annotation, biological process: multicellular organism development; cell communication; Notch signaling pathway. Gene Ontology annotation, molecular function: calcium ion binding; Notch binding. The transcript has 7 exons. The record is from RefSeq and is a predicted model, not a curated record.
UGAAGGGCAAGCUUCAAUAAGAAAUGGCAAAUCUACACCUUAGAUACCUCUUGGCUUUGGCCUUAGUGCACGUAGUUGUGUCCUCUGGCGUGUUUGAGCUGAAGAUUCAUUCAUUCCACACGGCGCAGCGCAUCUGCAGAAGACACAGAGACUGUCACAUAUUUUUCAGGAUUUGCCUUAAACACCCGGAGGAUGUGAUCUCCGCGGAGCCGCCUUGCACCUUUGGCACCGGACAAACCAACGUCAUCAGGGCCGAUCACACCUCUAUCUCCAGCAGCGCUCCCAUCAGGGUGCCUUUCCACUUCAAGUGGCCGGGAACAUUUUCGUUGAUCAUCGAAGCCUGGAAUGCGGAAUCUCCGACUGAAUACACAGACAACCAAAACAACCUUGUGAGCCGUCUGGCGACCAGGAGGAGACUCGCUAUCGGAGAAGACUGGUCCCAGGACGUGCACUUUGGCGAGCAGAGCGAGCUGCGCUACUCCUACCACGUCUUCUGCGACGAGUACUACUUUGGAGACGGCUGCGCGGACUACUGCAGGCCGAGGGACGACACGCUGGGCCACUACACCUGCGACGAAGAGGGCAACCGCAUCUGCCUGGAGGGAUGGAAAGGAAACUACUGCUCUGAGCCCAUCUGCUCGGCGGACUGCAGUGAGAAGCACGGCUACUGCGAGGCCCCAGGGGGCUGUACGUGUCGCAUGGGCUGGCAGGGCCCCUCCUGCAAUGAAUGCGUCCGCUACCCAGGCUGCCUCCACGGGACGUGCAGCCAGCCGUGGCAGUGCAACUGUCAGGAGGGCUGGGGGGGGCUCUUCUGCGACCAGGACCUCAACUACUGCACCAACCACAAGCCCUGUGCCAACGGCGCAACCUGCACCAACACAGGCCAGGGCAGCUACACCUGCACGUGCCGGCCCGGCUUCGGAGGCACCAACUGCGAGCUGGAAACCAACGAGUGCGACAGCAACCCCUGCAAGAACGGAGGCAGCUGCAAUGACCUGGAGAACGACUACUCAUGCACCUGCCCUCAGGGAUUCUACGGUAAGAACUGCGAGAUCAUCGCCAUGACAUGCGCUGAUGGUCCCUGCUUCAACGGCGGCACCUGUGUUGAGACGAUGACCGGCGGCUACACCUGCCGCUGCCCUCCCAGCUACACCGGCUCCAACUGUGAGAAGAAGCUGGACCGCUGCAGCAACAGGCCCUGUCUGAACGGUGGUGAGUGUCUGGACCUUGGCCAGAGCAUCUUGUGCCGCUGUCAGGCAGGAUUCACUGGUGCCAACUGUCAGGUCAACAUUGAUGAUUGCGCCUCGAGUCCCUGCCAGAAUGCUGGAACCUGCCAAGAUGGUGUGAAUGACUACACCUGCUCCUGCACCCUGGGCUACACUGGCAAGAACUGCAGUGUGCGUUCAGAUGCCUGCGGUGCCCGUCCAUGCCAGAACGGUGGCACUUGCUUCACCCACUUCACAGGGCCUGUAUGUCAGUGCCCAAAGGGCUUCAUGGGCCCUAGUUGUGAGUUCACGCUGCAGCCUAGUUUCAAGCCUGCUCUGCGCCAAGCCGCCCAGCCUUCCUCCACCACCGUCACCAUCUCCUGCAUUCUGGCUGUCCUGGUCCUGGUCCUGGUGGCUGGUAUUGUCUUCCUGAGGAGGAGGAGGAGACUGCAGGGCAGGAAGCAGUUGAGCGACAUUGCGGUUUAUAAUGACUUGGAGACAGUCAACAACCUGGGAGGGAAUGAGAGAGAAGCCUUCCUCGGUCCCAACGGCUUGUUCAAGAUCAGCAACAGCACAGCUCGCCUCAGCCUGUCGCUCUGCCCGGACGGCAGGUCUGGCUACAGGCACAACCCCGUGGAGAGCAGCCUGGCCAGGGGGGAGCGUCAGGACUUCAUGUGGAGGGACGAGGCCGGUCUGGGCUCUGGAGCAGGGCUCAGAUGAAACAUGGAUGUUCAAACAGGGGUAGAAAUAUAUUAGCACUUGUUGCUCCUCUCUCUUCACGUACGGUGAGGAGAGGCGCAAAUCCAUGAGCUGAAAACUCAUGGUCAUGCUGAAGAUAAUAAACCGUUUAGUGUCAGAGUAAAGGCAAGAUUCUGACCAGUGAACUAUUAAGAUGAUUUACAAAGAUUAUUGAAAAUGUGUAUGGGGCAAAGCUCUUCCAUGUUUAAGACCCAAAGAGACAAAUAAUACGACUCACUGUUCACAGGACCUACAUCACAUACCAAAUACAAGACGAUACAGUACUCUGAAAACCUUUUAAAACCUGCCCAAAACUCUGAUUUAUUGGGUUUUUCUCUUUAAUAUGUUCAUUUUGUUUAUUCUUUUUUUUUUCCACACAGGAUUUUUGUUUUGCUUUUCAAUCUUCCUUUGGUCAUUAUUUCCUUAUUGUGCGCACCAUCAUUUUUUAUUCUUUCUAUUAUUUAUUUAUUUGAAACUUGUGUUUAUGGCUCCACGUUGAUUGUCACAGAUGUAGAGAUAUAUUUAUAUGAUGCUGAAUGAAGACCCGGCUGGAGGUUGUAUCUGGAUGUUUCAUGGGCUGUGUGAAAUAUCCCAAAGAUGUAAUGUGCAGGGAUAUAAGAAGAAGAAAAAAGUGCUUUAUCACACAAAGUCAGCCUGUACUGUAAUUUAUAAAUACAUAUAUAUUAUACUACUGAUCCUUCAUGUGCCAUUUUGUGUUUAUGCCAAAGUUUGUGUUACGUUUUCAUCCAUAUUAUUUAAGUUCAUCAUGUUGUGGUUGUGUUGUGAAAUAAAAGAUUUGCUUUUAUGCGA